AGCCGCAGGCACUAGCUCGCAGCUACGAAACCAUUCAUGAUUUUGGUGACGUUAUUCCAGUUGUGGGGGGAGGGAAGGCGGGGCCUCUGGGGCCAAAGGCCCGCCCCCCCCCAACUCCUAUAAAUAAGGCUUCCUGGGCUCUUUGUGGGGCUGAGAGCUCAUUGGGAAGGUAAUCGGCACGUCUGUUUGGCUAUCCUUUCCUCCGGGUAGUGGUUGAGAACUGUGGGAGCCAGUGCGCCUGAGAUCUUGCCCUUCGGAGGGGGUGUCCCGGGACAGUGAAUCCCUCCGUUGCUGCUAAAAGCUCGAGACAACUGCUGGGCGCUGGGCCACUGCAGUGCCCUCUUUCCUUUGGCCCAGGGACCUUUUUUUAAAUACCCAAGGGCGUGGGUCAGCCUCCCUUAGGACUUCAUGUCUGUAUAUUUCCUCAUUCACUGCCCUGAUUAUCUGAGAUCAGCUGACAUGACUGAGGUGAUGAUGAGCACCCCAUCUAUGGAUGAGAUCGGGCUGAAUACCCGGAAGGAUGGCAUCUCCUAUCAGAUCUUUCCUGAUCCCUCAGACUUCGAUCGCUACUGCAAACUGAAGGACCGCCUGCCUUCCAUUGUGGUGGAGCCCACAGAGGGAGAAGUGGAAAGUGGGGAGCUAAGAUGGCCCCCAGAGGAGUUCUUGGUCCAAGAAGAUGAGAAAGAAACCAGUAAAGAAACAGAGAACGAGAAGAAGGAGCAGUAAAUCUAUUGAAGGCACCCAAAGGGGGCAAAAAAAAAAAUACAUCUGAACUGUAUUUUUUUUUCCCAUCAUGGUGGAAAAUGAGUGAGCCACAGUAGUUCUGAAAAUGUCCAAUGACAGCUUCAAUUUUGCACCUGCGAGAUCACUGGGUUGGUUUUCUUUUCUUUUCUUCUUCUUCUUCUUCUUUUUGAUAUGUAUAUUUUUUUUCCGAAAGAAAUGUGUCCAGCAGCUGAGUCCUCACUGCAAAGAUCAGCAAGGCCUUCUGAGAAAGGAAGUCACUUAACUGGGGUUGGGGAAGUGUCUGCUGCUUUGAGAUCACUAUCUGAACUCUGCAUAGUCUUGAGGAGUUGUGAUAUUCCAGGGGGGUUGGUAAAAGGCAGAACAAGUAAGGAACAUUUAGAGGCAAAAAAACAAAUGACAGAAAUAAGAGAAAAUAGAGGUUUUAAGAAAACACUCAGCAACGACAUACAGCCAGAAAGCAUUCAGAGGGGACUAGUGCUGGCUCAAAAGUACAUCCAUAGAUAGAGUCGUCAUCUCUCUCUCUCUCCUGUUUUUUCUCUUUUCCCCCUUUUGUUUCUCUUCAGAGUAUAUUUGAGUGAGUUAACAAGUGAGGAGGGGAAACAGACCACACUGGGGGCUCACCAAUGGCAAAGGCAAAGAGAGCUGUGGGGCAAGCAUGUGGCUAAGUCCCUUGAUCGCUUCCCCUUUUUCCUCCUCCUCCCCCCCCCCCCCAUCUCCACCUUCCUCUCAUAUAGGACCUUUCCCAGUGUUUAUCUGUUUUUUUGUUUUGUGGUGGGGAGGGCAAGGCUUUCUGGGUCCAUAUCCUGAACUAUCCCUCCCUUUUUGUUCUUGGUGACCCGUCAUCCUGUGUCCUUUGGGAGGGGAUAGGGAGGAGAAAGGCAUGAUAAGAUGGGUCCCUUGCCCUUCUCAGGAUGGAAGGCGCAUGACAGUGUUCCUCUCUCCUCUUAUUCUAAAAGUCCAAGCAGGAGGUUUGGGAAGGCCUUGGUUCCCUUUCUUUCAUUAACCCUUUCUUCCAAAGCCCCUGUACCAGUCUCUGGGCUGAAUCCUCUGCCUCUUCACACCUGUUUGAUUCUAGCCAGUCUGAGUAGCUAGAUCACUUACUAUUGGCCUCCAGCCUACUUUUCACCUGGAAUAUUCUUCCUCCUUUUUAUGAGAAGGGGAGGAGUGAGGGGAGGGAAAACCUUUCCCGCCCUGGGGUUGUUUUUAGGUGGGAGAUGAAGUUUCCUUCUGGUCCUGAGGGCCAGAAUAGCCUGGGACUUAGAGGAGUGUGGGUUGGGGAAGGGAGGAAGGAGGGAAGGAGUGAGUGGGGUGACAUGUGGUGGGUCGAAUGCCAGCAGUACUCUGUUGGAAAUGAGAGGGUGUCAUGAGAUGCCUUACAGCUUUCCAAGUCCUGGAGAGAGGUAGGGUGUGUGUGUGUGUGUGUGCACGUGCAUGCGUGCGCGCGCUGAGGAGGCUCCAGAAAGGAAAGGAUGUUAUAUUCAGACCUGUGUUCUCCCCUCACUCCCCCUAAUUCUGCUACCCCCACCUCCUUCCUCUCACCCUCCUUGGCCUCUCAUCUGGAAGGGCAACUUCCACAGGACCAGUGGCAGCUCACUUAUGAGCUGGCCACGGUGAGGGGCCCUGCCAGGGUCCGAAGAACAAAUUAUAGAAACAUUUCCAUCUUGUUGCCAGGUCCUCUCUGGCUUCCACAGAGGCUAAGAGAGGCAGCAGAUGCUACGGAACAAGGCUUCAAAGCUUUCCUUGGGUAUGAUGAGGGAACCCAAGGCACUUGACCAUUGCCUCCCUAUUUCCAGUCAGUCCUAUUUCAGCCCUUAGUCUUGGACUUAGUAUGUAAUAUAUUUGUAUUUAAUACCUCAUGGGUAGUAUGGUGUUAGGGAAGGCUGGGGAAAGGUAUUGCUUUUAUAGGUCAGCCAGACCAGGUUUGAGGAGUAUCUCCCCCCUCUUUUUCCCACAACCCCCAUCUCAUCUGCUUGUAUUAUAAACAUUGAUGGCAAUAACUUUUAGUUCCAUACUGUGGCAACAGGCCAGCAAGUGGGGGGAGGGAGGAGAAGAUGACCCACUCCCUGCAGUUUCUGCUGGUGACCCAUGAUAGGUCUGCCUCUUUCUCUCUCUAGUUGUGGUUUGGUGGCAAAGAGCCAGUCACCUCUGUCGUGUAUUCCCCGCUGUAGUUUUGAUCAUCCUUCAGCUCCUGUGGAGGGGAGACUUGGGGACUCACCUAGUGACUCCUUGUCUUUUUAAAUCCCUCAAUGGGGUGGGUAGGCAGCCUUCCCCUCCUUCCCAUUUGCUACCUGUUAUCAUCUGUCCCAGUCUCGCUGUGUGAAGAAAUGUGCUUUUGUACACUGCAUAACAAACCUAUUUUGUGUGUGUGUGUAUGUAUGUUUAUGGCUGGUGGGUUAUUAUCCUUCUGGUCUUGAGACCGUUCUCUACCACCAUUUGUAAUUCUGAGCAGGCGAGGGGCCGACAGCCAGCAUAGGCCAGGAUCUUCAGAAGGGUCAGCCCCACCGGGUUGAUCCCAUCUACCCUUGGAAGAAACUAUGCUCUUUAUCCGGCCUCUGUGUUGUUGUGGGUUUUUGUUUGUUGUUAUUGUUGUUGUUGUUGUUUCCCCCCUUUUAGAAGUAAUUUGUGUGUAUUUCUAACUGAAUGUAUCAAAAAAAAAAAAAACUUCAGUAAAAAACGCCUGUUGUUUGAUGAACUUUCUGUAACUUCUGUCUGUUCUUUUUUGAGGCUCAGGGAGAAACUAGCAUUUUUUUUUCCAAAACUACUUUUUGUCACUGUGACAGUUGUAAAUAAAGUUUGA
This is a messenger RNA of Dromiciops gliroides (monito del monte), 3541 nucleotides long. RefSeq names its product LBH regulator of WNT signaling pathway (gene LBH). The record is from RefSeq and is a predicted model, not a curated record. The coding region runs from base 409 to 726 and encodes 105 amino acids. Gene Ontology annotation, biological process: positive regulation of DNA-templated transcription. Gene Ontology annotation, cellular component: nucleus. The transcript is spliced from 3 exons. Lineage: Eukaryota; Metazoa; Chordata; Mammalia; Microbiotheria; Microbiotheriidae.